AAAGUUUUUUAUCCCGUUUUAAUUUCAAAGAUCUUAAUGUAAAAAGAAAACGUGGUUUACCUUUUGGUGCUACAAUAGAGCUUGCUGAAAAAAUAUAUAAUAUUAAUCAAAGGAGUAAAUUAGAACCUGUAACAAAAAAAUAUAAAGACCCUUCUGAUCCUAAAUCAUAUGGAAGAAAGUAG
Molecule: messenger RNA, 182 nt
Organism: Strongyloides ratti
Lineage: Eukaryota; Metazoa; Nematoda; Chromadorea; Rhabditida; Strongyloididae
Exons: 1
Source: RefSeq, a predicted model, not a curated record